This is a messenger RNA of Drosophila rhopaloa, 2493 nucleotides long. It is a transcript of the gene path, whose product is annotated as proton-coupled amino acid transporter-like protein pathetic. The transcript has 6 exons. Gene Ontology annotation, biological process: amino acid transmembrane transport. Gene Ontology annotation, cellular component: vacuolar membrane. NCBI's taxonomy places the organism in Eukaryota, Metazoa, Arthropoda, Insecta, Diptera, Drosophilidae. The record is from RefSeq and is a predicted model, not a curated record. The coding region runs from base 261 to 1565 and encodes 434 amino acids. Gene Ontology annotation, molecular function: amino acid transmembrane transporter activity.
ACGCUCUUGACAGUUGCUCUUUGGUUUUCGCGUAGUCCACUCGGUUUUCGUGGGAGGUACCUCCGAUUUUUGGUAGCCAGCAGCGCUACGGUUGAACUGUUGGCAUUAUUGAAACGAUUAUUCGGCCAAAAACACCUAAUUGAGGCGACCGAGCGACCGGGAGAAGUGUUUGAUUUACGCGGCAUUUCGUGUACCGUCAGCACUCUAAAAAAGGAAGAAUAAAAUUUUUAAACUGAGGAAAAGAAACAGCGGCUUUCAAAAUGGUUAACAUUGUGGACAGCGGCUCCAAACAUGCGCCCCAGGAAAUGGAGCAAUUCCUGCCCGGCGAAGGAAAAGUCAUGUACAAAAUCCAACCCCGCAAGUCGGAUAACGAGCAGGCCUUGGCUGGAAAUGACUUCGAUCCGUUUGCCCUGCGAGACAACGAGCAUCCCACAACUGAUGGUGAAACUCUCACGCAUUUGCUUAAGGCAUCUUUGGGCACUGGCAUCCUGGGAAUGCCGGUGGCUUUCAUGUACUCCGGUCUCGUCAUGGGAAUCUUUGCCACCAUCUUCACCGCCUUCAUUUGCACGCACUGCAGUUACAUUCUGGUCAAAUGCGGUCACAAGCUGUAUUACAGAACACGUCGCACCAAGAUGACCUUUGCCGAGAUCGCUGAGGCUGCCUUCCAGAAGGGACCGAAAUGGGGCCGUGGGUUCGCACCGGUGGCCAAGUUCUCCAUCCUGUUUGGUCUGUUUCUGACCUACUUUGGCACCUGCUCGGUGUACACGGUGAUCGUGGCCACAAACUUUGAGCAGUUAAUAAAUCACUGGACGGGAAGCGAGAUCAGGCUGCGCAUGCUCAUUUGCGUAUUGCUGGUGCCCCUGAUCCUGAUCGCCUGGGUGCCGAAUCUCAAGUACCUGGCGCCCGUCUCGAUGGUGGCCAACGUGUUUAUGGCCCUGGGACUGGGCAUUACCUUUUACUACCUGGUUCAGGACUUGCCAUCAGUUGAAGAACGCCAGCUUGUGACUUGGGGUACACUGCCGAAAUUCUUCUCGAUCACAAUUUUCGCGAUGGAGGCCAUUGGUGUGGUUAUGCCGCUGGAGAACAACAUGAAGACGCCGAAAAGCUUCCUCGGAAUCUGCGGAGUGCUCAGCCAGGGCAUGUCCGGCGUGACUCUCAUCUACAUGCUAUUGGGAUUCCUCGGCUAUCUGCGCUACGGUAAUGAUACCGGGGAGAGCAUAACCUUGAAUCUGCCCACCACGGAAUGGCCCGCCCAGGCGGUAAAGGUACUCAUUUCCCUGGCCGUGUAUUGCACAUUUGGACAGCAGUUCUUUGUGUGCCUGGAGAUCGUGUGGGAUGGGAUCAAGGAUAAAUGCACAAAGCGUCCGCUUAUGGUCAACUAUGUGCUGCGCACAGUGAUGGUGACUGCCGCCGUUUUUUUGGCCGUGGCUGUUCAUACAAUUGCCCCAUUCAUGGGUCUCAUCGGUGCCUUCUGCUUCUCCAUCCUGGGAUUGAUAUUCCCGGUGGUUAUUGAGCUAAUUGUGCAUUGGGAGACUGGUUUCGGUAAAUACAACUGGAUCCUCUAAAAGAACAUCGUCAUCACCUUGUGCGGUAUUGGAGCCUUGAUCUUUGGCUCCCUGGCGGCCAUAAACCAAAUUGUGGAGACCUAUAGUUCAGAAGCGUCUAAAACCCAGAAAAAUUAGGGAGAAAUUACAGAAAAACACAGCUAAGGCGAGCUAGGAGAGGCUCCGCUUCCUAGAAAUCAUCUAACUAUUGUUAGAUGUAAAACUGCGCCCACAUCUUGUACAUUUUGUCUGUUGCUUAGUGUGUCUGUUUUGAGAACCGAUAAGGGAUUUACUAAGCGAGUGCCUACUAUAUUUAGCACACUCUUGAGCACCACUAUGCCGUUUUAGCACGUUUUAGUACACUUGCAUUAUAUAAAGUAGAGAGUAAGCUAGUUGAUGGCCGCUUAAAAUACUUUUAGAACAGACCUAAAUGAUUCAAGCGGCAUUCAAACUGGAACUGUACUAAGUGCACUUCAUACGUUUCGUAUUGAUUUUAGUACGAUUUAGUACAGAGCUAAAAAAAAAUUAUGUAGCACCCGGAAAAACUAGCUGCACUCCCCUAUCCACCUCUCUGUUCUAAAAGAGUAUUACUAAAAGCAAAAAAACCAAAUUGAAAUCUUCUUCUCAUACCUUUUUCCCCACUUUUACUUUGUUCCGUAGCAAAUGAUUUGCCCACAUUAUUUAACUUUUUAGCAUGUUAAGUUAGUAAGCGUAAAAUGGAUUGUGAAGAUGAUUGCAAUCAAAUCAGUUCCAAAUAUGAUGAGCUAAAAUUACUCAAAGAAUACCAUUUUUAUACGAAAUCUAGCCGAGUAAUAAGUUGAAUUGAAUUGCCCAGAUAUUCAUUAUAUGUAAACAUAUUUUUUUGUUGCAUACAUAUUUUUGUAUUUUAAUUAUAGCUAUAAAGAAAAAAUACUUAGCAAAACUAUAAAGUAAAUAAAACAAGAAACAC